UUAUCAUCAUAAGUCAUACCACACUCCACAGUCACUCCACUUUUGACUCUACUUCUCACUAAUUAGCUUCAUCACGUGAUGGGCUCUUUAACUCUUGAAUCUCGAUUAUGGUUCAAUUAUUCAAAUUUCAUUGUGCUUUAAUUUGGAUGAACCAACUUUGUCAUAACAUUUAACUCUCAAAUCAAAUUUAUUGAAAAUGACUGAAACUCCCGGUCACACCAUGGUAGCGAAGAAGAAAGAUUGCAUGUUCAACACGAUCAAUGAAUGUGAAGUGGAAGACAUUACUCUUGAAUUUUUCUACAAGCCUCAUACUAUUACUCUUUUAAUAUUAUCUAUUGCUGCUGUUUUAGUAAUAUGUUUCAUUCGGGAUGAUAACUCUAUAGAUGAUAAUAUUUGGGCAGGUAUUUGGUGUGUGAUAUUUUUCUUGCUCAUCGUAUCAUUGUUGGCAUUUCCUAAUGGACCUUUUGUAAGACCACAUCCAGCAGUCUGGCGUAUGGUAUUUGGAUUAAGUGUACUUUACUCACUAACAUUACUUUUUUUACUGUUUCAAAAAUAUGAAACAAUCAAAGGAAUGAUAUUAUGGCUUGACCCAAAUUUAAAAGACUUUCGAAUUGAUAUGGACAAGGAAUAUGGCGUAAACUGUUCUGAUAUAAAUGUCGAGAAAUUUUGGGCACACUUGGAUGUUUUUGCUGGUGCUCAUUUUUUUGGAUGGGUUUGCAAAGCAAUCCUAGUUAGACACUAUGGAAUCUUAUGGUCAAUGAGUAUAAUGUGGGAAAUAACAGAAGUGACAUUCUCUCAUUUGUUACCUAAUUUUAAAGAAUGCUGGUGGGACGCCUGGGUAUUGGAUGUACUACUUUGCAAUGGCAUUGGCAUAUGGGUUGGCAUGAGAAUAUGUAAAAUGUUAGAAAUGAGAAAUUACAAUUGGCCUGGUAUUAAAGAAAUUGAUUCAACUGGUGGUAAAAUCAAACGAGCAGCACUGCAAUUCACACCAGCCAGUUGGACGCCUGUACGAUGGCUUGAUCCAAGUUCAUCUUAUAUGCGAAUUUUUGCAGUUUGUCAAAUGGUUAUAAUGUGGCAAGUUUCUGAACUGAAUACAUUUUUCUUAAAGCACUUAUUUGAAAUGCCACCUUCACAUCCCAUUGUCGGUUUCAGACUUCUGUUUUUAAGCAUUGUUGUUGCUCCAUCUACACGACAAUAUUAUACAUAUGUAACUGAUCCUAAUUGCAAAAGACUUGGGACACAAUGUUGGGUCUAUACAGUCAUAAUGAUAACUGAACUAUUAUUGUGUAUAAAAAAUGGAAAAGAGUUAUUUCAACAAACUGAAAUUAUAAACAUUUCUCUAUGGUUUGUGAUCAUGUUAUUUUUCUCCGUUAUAAGUGUAUUGGGUUUCUGGCAGGCAGAUUGGCUGACGGGAAAAAAAUUGGAUUCUGAAACAGUACAGACUGCAACUAUAGAUGAUAAUAAUUGCGAAGAUCAACAUAUAGCCACCAAGAGCAAAUCUGAUUAAAUAUAUACCAUGUAAAAAAUUGUUUGCCUACUAGAGUUACUUAGUGGAAGCCAAAUAGUGCACAAAUAUGUUUAAUAACAUAUUAAAAUACCUUUAACUAUAAAUUAUUUGACUAUCCUUUCUUGAAAAUAAUUAUUAAGGCAAUAUUUAUUUUUGGGACUUAGAAUUAUUAUUCCUUUAGAACUAGUGUACAUUAUUAUUAUACAGUAUACUGUUAUUAGUUAUUUAAUAAUGUAUAGAUAAAAGACUUUUAUUUAAACCUAGUCACCUUAAUGUAUUCAUUAUGAUUUAAAAUAAUAAUAUUCUCUUAAACAUGUUUCAGAGUUGGAUACAUUAUGAAUCUUUAUUGUGAUAUAAGUUAUAAAUGAUUAAAUAAUUAAAUUUGUUGUGUUGACCACACAAUUGAAACAAAUUACCAUUAAUUGUCAAUACCAAAAAUUAUUGUUUUAUUUCUUUAAUAUUUAAAACAUAAUUGUAUUGUUUACAUAAUGAUCUUAUAAGUAUAAUACAGGUACAUUAGUACCUCAAAACUGUGCGUAUCUCGCAUGUUCAAAUUAGGUUAUUAUUAAAUAUAAUAUAAUAUGUACUAUUCUGUAAAUUUAAAUCAUUAUUACGAAUACAUUAAACUAAACUACAAAAUUCAUUUAAA
Molecule: messenger RNA, 2156 nt
Organism: Adelges cooleyi (spruce gall adelgid)
Lineage: Eukaryota; Metazoa; Arthropoda; Insecta; Hemiptera; Adelgidae
Gene: l(3)77CDf
Product: phosphatidylserine synthase
Exons: 2
Coding region: 197-1507 (436 amino acids)
Biological process (GO): phosphatidylserine biosynthetic process
Molecular function (GO): L-serine-phosphatidylethanolamine phosphatidyltransferase activity
Source: RefSeq, a predicted model, not a curated record